Xiphophorus hellerii (green swordtail) is the source of this 1549-nucleotide messenger RNA. Its product is annotated as G2/M phase-specific E3 ubiquitin-protein ligase-like. Lineage: Eukaryota; Metazoa; Chordata; Actinopteri; Cyprinodontiformes; Poeciliidae. Gene Ontology annotation, molecular function: ubiquitin protein ligase activity. The transcript is spliced from 7 exons. Bases 16 to 1329 code for a protein of 437 amino acids. Gene Ontology annotation, biological process: protein polyubiquitination; ubiquitin-dependent protein catabolic process; membrane fusion. The record is from RefSeq and is a predicted model, not a curated record. Gene Ontology annotation, cellular component: Golgi membrane; cytoplasm; nucleus.
CAAGUGCUGUCGACCAUGCUCAACUCCCCAGAAACAUCAACUUCGUUCUCCUCCCAGGCAACUGUGUCCCAGCCCUCCACUCAAGUGAUGACCAUUGAGGACCAGGCAUCAGCUUCUCCAUUUACUGAGCAACCUGUAAUUCUCCUGGAAGACCAAGAAGAGCCACCUGAGUCUCCACAACAUCCACCAGAGUUGCCUUUGGAUGAAACAGAUCUUCAGACUAUAUUAGCAAAACUAUACAGCAAGGUUGAUAUGACUUUCUCUCCUACAAGCAACCAAAUAAAUGUGUGCAGAGACAGGAUUUUAGAAUGGAGCCUGCAUGCCUUCAGAAGACGCCGUUUUGAUCCAGCAGCAAAACUGGAUGUUAUUUUUGUGGAUGAAGAGGACAACGCUGAAGGGGCAGUUAAUGAAGGUGGUCCCACAAGGGAGUAUCUAAGACUGUUAAUGAGGGCCAUUCAUCAAUCUAAUGUCUUUGAGGGGCGUGAGAAUGACCGCCAUCUAGCUUUGGACACUAGUGGGCUGGAGUCAAAAAUGUACAACUGUAUUGGAAAAAUGAUAUCAGUCUGUUUGGUGCAUGGAGGCAUUGGACCACAUUUCUUCUCUCAAAGGCUGUAUGACCAGAUUUGUGGCACAUUGUCUCAACCUACCCUGGUUGAGGAAGUUGUUAACCAUUCAUUCAGACAGCAGUUGAUCAAAAUUCAGGAUACAAACACAAUCGUGGAGGCAAACGAAGCCAUUAUGCAGGCAGCAGAUACCCUGAGCACUGUUGGAGCAUUAAGGCGUGUAACUACUCUGGAAGAGAGGGACUCCCUUGUGCAAUCUGCUGCAGACUUCUUUGUAAAUGGCCGAGUGUGCACUGCAUUGCAACAGUUUAUGGAAGGUUUGAAGACUCUUAAUGUGCUAGACGAGAUUCAGAAAAACCCUGCAGUCUUUCAUGAGUUGUUUGUCUGUAAGGAGAAACCACUCUUGGCACGGGACCUGAACACACUUUUCCAAGUGUGUUUUUCUGUGCAAGGCAGCAAUAAGAGGAGGAUAGAAAAUCAAACCAUAUGCUACUGGAGAGACUGGUUGGUGGAUAUUGAAGAAGGAGAAUGCAGUCCCAUUACCCUUAAAAUGAUACUGGAGUUCGCUUCCGGAGCAUCCACGGUACCUCCACUGGGCUUUCCCCAUCGUCCACAAAUUGAAUUCCUCCAUGAGGCUAACAGAGUCUUCCCAGAAGCAAAUACAUGCCUUGUAGUACUCCGCCUUCCUGUACACCCAGCCUAUGAGUCUUUCACAAAGUACAUGACAGACGGGGUGCUGCAGGCACCUACCUUUGGUGUUGCAUAAUCAGCUAAGUGUAAUAAGUAGUUCUUUUAAAAAAGAGUUCGAACGUUUUGAAAAGUUAAGUGUUUUAAAGCAAGUUAUAGUAAGGGUAAUGUAAUGGCCAAACUUGGAAAAUAUUGAAAUGUAAUGUAAUUGCUUCUUUUUUAUUCUUGCAAAGAAUAGAUGUCUUAUUAACCACUUUUUGGUUUCACAAUUUAAAGGUGGAUGUUUGAGCCACACUGCA